ACAUUUUCCAUCUAUAAAUUGAUAUAUUGCUCCUCCAAUAAGAAGUGACUUGGAGCAAAGCAUAAACAAAUCCACAUUUUGUCGGCGAUGGACAACAAACUGAAAAUAUUAAUAUCUGGCGACGUGGGAGGAAGAUUUAACAAAUUAUUCGAUCGAGUCAAUGCAAUCGCCAAAAAGUCCGGCCAAUUUGAUUUCUUGUUUUGCGUUGGUGAUUUCUUCGGCGACAACAAUGAGGAGCUGGAGGACUACAAAAGUGGUGCCAAGAAAGUUCCUCUGGCGACAUACAUCUUGGGAUCGACACAAGAGAGACAUCUUCCCUUGUUUGAAGAUGCGGUGAAUGGCGAGAUCUGCCCGAAUAUUACUUAUUUGGGCAAAUCGGGGAUAUAUGUGACAUCCUCUGGGAUGAAAGUCGCCUACGUGAGUGGCAAGGAAGCCGAGAAGUCCUCGAGUGUCGCCUUCGCCGCGAACGACACGAAAUCCGUGAAGAUGUCCUGUCUGGCGAGUAAGUCUUCCGGAGAUUACAGAGGAAUAGACAUCCUGCUCACGUCUCAGUGGUCACACGGGAUAGAUGGCAGCGAAGAGUCCUCCAAACUCCUGUCACUCUUGACAAUGGACAUCCGGCCGCGGUAUCACUUCUGUGCCCUUAAAGACAUUCACUGCGAGAAGCCUCCUUUCCGGAAUCCCGCCGACUCAAACUCUCAACUGGAUUUGGCCACGAGAUUCAUCUCCCUGGCCUCAGUGGGCAACACCCAGAAGCUGAAGUACAUCUACGCCCUCAGUCUGACUCCCGUAGACAAGAUGAGACUCACUGACCUUCUACAGAGAACAGUGGAUGAGAUUGAGUGCCCAUACUUGGCAGUUCCGGGAAUGCUUGGCAUCACCACUUCGCAGGUGGAAGAGAAGUCCGCGCAGUACUUUUACGACAUGGACACGGAGCGUCACCAGGGCAAGAGAUUCUCCCAAGACGGCUCUGGGCGACCGAAGAAGAGACCCCGACAGGAGUUCAGCCAGGAGAAGUGCUGGUUCUGCCUCUCGUCGGCGAAUGUCGAGAAGCACUUGAUAGUCGCCAUUGGAGAGUCAUUCUACAUAGCCUUGGCCAAGGGUCCCCUCAACGAGCAGCACGUCCUCAUCAUCUCCAUCUCGCACGUCCAGAGCGUCUCAUUGCUGCCAGAGGAAGACUUCGCUGAGUUGCAGCGCUUCAGAGACGCUCUGGUGGCCUUCUUCAAGUCCCAAGACAAGGCGGUGUGCUUCUUCGAGAGGAACUACAAGAGCAGCCACUUGCAAGUGAAUGCCGUGCCCAUUGACGCUUCCAGCGCUUGGCAACUCAAUGACGCCUUCGAGUACAGCGCAGAGAUGUACAAACUCGAUUUCGAGAAGCUUCCCAAACUCUCCAGCGCCUCUCAACUGCCCUCCGGGCCGUACUUCGUGGCAGAACUGCCAGACGAGAUGACCCUGCUGACGCGGCAGAUGAAGAACUUUCCCAUCCACUUCGGCCGGGAAGUGCUUUGCAGUGAAAAUCUGCUGAACUGCGACGAUAAGAUCGACUGGAAGGAGUGCCAGCUGGAUGUGGAGAGUGAGAAAGAAAUUGUACAGCGAUUCAAGGAGGAAUUCAAACCCUUCGACUUUACAGUAUAA
Phlebotomus argentipes is the source of this 1635-nucleotide messenger RNA. Its product is annotated as CWF19-like protein 1 homolog. Gene Ontology annotation, molecular function: RNA lariat debranching enzyme activator activity. Gene Ontology annotation, cellular component: post-mRNA release spliceosomal complex. Bases 88 to 1635 code for a protein of 515 amino acids. Lineage: Eukaryota; Metazoa; Arthropoda; Insecta; Diptera; Psychodidae. The transcript is spliced from 3 exons. Gene Ontology annotation, biological process: mRNA splicing, via spliceosome. The record is from RefSeq and is a predicted model, not a curated record.